CGAUCGGCUUGCAAUUAAUGUAAAACCGGCUUAAAGUGGAUCGCACCCACUGAGUGCAAAGAUAUGAGCAACGCGAACAGACCUAUGUGUCUUUGCGAAACGUGGACCGGACAGCUGAUUUCGAACUUGCGCGACGGAACGCAGGAACACAGAAACGUCAUGAAUUUAGGAAACCUGGGAAAACAUGAGAAACGUAAUGGCGGAAAGAGUAGAAACUGUCAAAGUAUGUGUCGAUACAAUUUGUCCCUCAUCGCCGUGAGUGGAGAUAACGAGUGAAACGAACAUUCAAAUUACGCUGUACGGAAAGUUCUCCUCGAAGACAUCAAUCGUUUUGUGAGAUUCGUCGUAUACUCCGCCACACAAUGAUGAAUCAUCGCAGACGUAGCAACAAUUUCACAUACGUCAGUUCGUGCGUGAAAUACAUGAUCUUCAUGCUGAAUUUCGUCUUUUGGCUGUUUGGUGGACUGCUAAUCGGCGUAGGUCUCUAUGCAUUUCUGGAUAAAUGGCAGGCAACUGGAUCUGUCAGAGUGGAGAACGUCUACGAUGUGGUCUUGAAUAUUUCUCUGGUGAUGCUAAUAGCUGGUGGAGUAGUCUUCGUUGUUAGUUUUGCAGGAUGCGUAGGAGCUCUUCGUGAAAAUACAUGCCUUCUUAAAUUUUAUUCACUAUGUCUUUUGGUGUUUUUCCUCUUGGAGAUGGGUGUGGCGAUCGUUGGUUUUGUAUUCCCGCACACAUUGCAAUCUAUUUUGGAAGAGUCGUUCACGGACAAAAUAAUUCAGACAUACAGAGAAGAUCCAGAUCUGCAAAAUUUCAUUGAUUUUGCCCAACAAGAAUUCAAGUGUUGUGGUUUAAGUCAAGAAGGAUACUUAGAUUGGGGGAAGAAUGAAUAUUUUAAUUGCACUAGCCCUAGUGUAGAACGUUGCGGUGUACCGUUCUCUUGUUGCAUAAACGCUACUGAUAUAUCCAGUGGACUUGUAAAUAUAAUGUGUGGCUACAAGGUCCAGAUGUUACCAGUGUCCGAAGCGAGUAAAAAGGUGUGGACCAGUGGAUGUAUCGAAAUUGUACGUAGCUGGGCGGAACGUAAUCUCUACACUAUAGCUGGCAUUGCUCUAGGCAUUGCGCUCAGCCAGCUCUUUGUGAUCUAUCUUGCAAAAACGCUGGAGGGUCUUGACUUCAGGCCACCUACCGUUACCAGAUACAUUCUGCGACCAACAGGCAGGUGGCUAGUGGCGGACGAUCGCGCGGUUCGCAGGACACAGAGACAAAUAUAA
This is a messenger RNA of Acromyrmex echinatior (Panamanian leafcutter ant), 1268 nucleotides long. Its product is annotated as tetraspanin-33. Lineage: Eukaryota; Metazoa; Arthropoda; Insecta; Hymenoptera; Formicidae. Gene Ontology annotation, cellular component: plasma membrane. The record is from RefSeq and is a predicted model, not a curated record.